This is a messenger RNA of Pelmatolapia mariae (spotted tilapia), 1813 nucleotides long. RefSeq names its product interferon alpha/beta receptor 1a-like. The record is from RefSeq and is a predicted model, not a curated record. Gene Ontology annotation, biological process: cytokine-mediated signaling pathway. Gene Ontology annotation, molecular function: cytokine receptor activity; protein binding. Bases 110 to 1114 code for a protein of 334 amino acids. Gene Ontology annotation, cellular component: plasma membrane. The transcript is spliced from 7 exons. NCBI's taxonomy places the organism in Eukaryota, Metazoa, Chordata, Actinopteri, Cichliformes, Cichlidae.
CCAUGUUUUUAUUUUGAAAACCACGCAGGAACAGAACUACACGAAUUACAAACGUCCCGUGUCUGCCGGUGUGGAAGUUUCUCGGUCCGUGGGUCCUCUCAACAGCGCGAUGUCCGCCGCACCCCGCCACAGAGUGGCUCUUCUUCACGCCUUCCUCCUCCUCCUCUUCUUCUUCUUCUGCGGUGGAGCCGAUGGAUCCGAGGUGCCGCCUCCUCAGAACGUCACCACGAAGACCUUGAACACCAACUACACGCUGAGCUGGGACUGGGCGCCGGGCGCUGCAGGGACCCACGCCGUCACCUUCACCACGCAAUAUGUGCCGAAGCACCAGCUGAACAGGAAGUCUCCAAACUGGAUCACAGCGUGCAACCAGACGUCACACCGGUCAUGUGACCUCACACGCUUCAAGCUGUUAUUCAUGGGCGACUUCAUGCUCCGGGUGCGAGCCACCGUGGACGGGCGGCACUCGGACUGGGUGCAGAAGAAGUUCUGCCCCUAUGAGGAGGCCUUCAUCGGUCCACCUGAUGUGACUCUUAAUGUCACUGGGACAUCUUUGGAAGUCAGCAUUAAAGACCCAGUGUUCAAGCAUUCAGAACUGAGGGAUACGUACACCUCGGCCACCUAUAACAUCACCUACUGGAAGAGCAGCCCGAAGGAAGAGGUAAAAAAGAUCCUUGAAAUGAGGCAGGACCGAGUGGUUCUUAGUAACCUGGACCUGAUGAGCGAGUACUGCGUCCAAGUCCAGAUCAUCUAUGACAAGAACUCCAGACCGGGCGAGUACAGCGACGUCGUCUGUGAGCGCACCGGUGACGUGGAUGCAGCUCUGUGGGUGGCGGCCGUGGUGGCGUUUGUGGUCAUGGCCGCGGUGGUGGCUCUGGUGGUGACUCUGGUGGUCUACUGGACACGAAUCUCCAAGUUCCUGUGCCCAGAAGUCGUGCUGCCACCACACUUUAAAGAGUCUCUGCUGCCUGCCAACCCCUCCAUCUACCCAGUCUCGCUGCCCUCUGAGCACUGCGACCAGGUCAGCAUCAUAGCAGACCACAGGACUGAGGAGGAGGAGGAGGAGGAAGGGGGGUGCAGCACACAGCCUGAUACCUCACAGGAGGGGGGAUAGGAGGAGCAGGAGGAGGUGGGAUGCACUUUAAAGACUCUGAGAAUCGGCCUCUGACUGUGAGGUUUUAGAGCUGUGAACUCUGCAGCAGUGAAGUGAUGAAGACGAGCAAGAACAGGUGAAGCUGGCCCAGGUGAAGCUGGCCCAGGUGAAGCUGACCCAGGUGUCACGCUGCUCAAACUGAAGUGAGAGCGUGGACCCUGAAGCUGUUCCCACUGUCACAGGUUGAUGUUUAUGCUUUAAUAGUUUAUUCAUGUCAAUGUAAAUGUUUUGUUUUCUACUGGUUUUGUUAAUGGUUUUAAUGGUCGAAGGUUAACCGAAGCCUCUGCUGUUCCUGCUCAUAGGAACCAGGUGACCCGAUGCUGGGCUGGCCUGGGACAGUCUGGGUCUUUUACUGCUCUCACUCUUCUUAGCCCAGUUUAAUUACGUGUUCAGUAACUGGAUUACAACAUAACUACAUGUGAAGGUGUAGCUCUGCAGGCUGUGUGUUUGGGUGUAGUAAUAACUGACGUGGGGAUGAGGUUGGCUUGGGUUUGCCACCAGCUGCUGUGAGACCUCGCCGUCCUCUGCUGUAUCCAGCGGGUUCACCUUGGAUCUCCAUCAGGCAGGAUUCGGGCCGUCCAGCAGAAUUUAUGAUGAAGAAGUGUGAACACUGUAAAUACUCUGAUUUAUUUCUAAUUAAAGUCUUUGUGACGUAUGAAA